AUGCUACUUCACCGUUUCUCUUGUGGUAUUAUUUUUUUCGCUGUUUCAGAAGAUCAGUGCAACAAGGAUGAUCCAGCAUGGUCCUAUCAUUCUGUUGGUGAUAACAAGAGCUUUGGUAUCCGCACAGCAGGACUUGAUGAAAAAGCUGAUUCGUGCGCUAUGUUGGUCUGCUAUGCCAGAGAUCUGGAAGAAGAAUUUAUGCCCUACGUUGACGAAGUAGCAAAGUUGUCGGUCGAAAAUCUGCGCUUCCUAUUCGUGGACAGUGUUCGCUGUUCGGCAGCUGAAACCCUACCAUGGUUACUAAAAUGUGUCAAAGUUCAGGGCGUAGAAUUCCAGCGUCGUUUAUGGGUGGAGUUUUUGCCUGCCCUUUGCUCGGCAUUGGAAGCCGAGAACGAGGUGGAGGUGAUUGAAAGUUUGAUUGAUGCUCUCGCGGAAAGUGUUCUUCAUCUUGGAGCCGCGGGGCUCACUAAAGAGGAUGUGGAGAAAAUCGCCACUGUCAUUUCGGAACAAAUAAAAGAGCAUGAGAAACGCCGUCUGGAAGCUGAAGCCGAAGAAGCUGAAGAGGAUGCUGACGUUGAUGAUUUGAAAGAAAAGCUAAGCGAUGAGGCGGAAAUGGAAGGAGAAGUUCUCGCACGAAUUUCGGACCUCAUCCACAACAUGUUUGAGACUUUUGGUGAGUGCUUCUUCGACUGUAUGGAGCCACUUCUACCCGAAAUAUUACAACUCGUCGAUAUUCGGCGACCUUAUCCAUCGCGGCAGUAUGGUCUCUGCUACAUUGACGACUGUAUUGAAUUUGCACCGAAAAGAUGUGCACGAUAUCAGGACCAAUAUGUUCCUAUUAUGCUCAAAUGCCUCGCUGAUGAGUACCCCGAAGUUCGGCAAGCAGCCGCUUAUGGAUUCGGAAUUAUGGGUAUGAUAGGUGGAGCAGACUACCUGAAUACCGUGACAAGUGCUCUUGAACCUUUAGCCGCUAUGGUGAGCAGUCCUGACGCGAGAUCUACAGAGGAAAGCUCUGGCGCUACAGACAACGGUAUCGCUGCCGUCGCGAAGAUUUUGAAGUAUUCCGGUGCUAAUGUUGAUAUUGCU
Molecule: messenger RNA, 1086 nt
Organism: Cooperia oncophora
Lineage: Eukaryota; Metazoa; Nematoda; Chromadorea; Rhabditida; Trichostrongylidae
Source: the annotation of a GenBank genome assembly